Molecule: messenger RNA, 3752 nt
Organism: Mugil cephalus (flathead mullet)
Lineage: Eukaryota; Metazoa; Chordata; Actinopteri; Mugiliformes; Mugilidae
Gene: plekhb2
Product: pleckstrin homology domain containing, family B (evectins) member 2
Exons: 8
Coding region: 154-822 (222 amino acids)
Biological process (GO): regulation of cell differentiation
Cellular component (GO): membrane
Source: RefSeq, a predicted model, not a curated record
GCGACAAGGAAGUGACAUCAAUGCUGUGUACGGGCCGUGUGUCCCCUCUGCUGGUUAGUGGACAGCUGCUCCAAGUAAGGCAUCUUGUGACUUCCGUGUUUGCUGUCGCCUCAGGAAAGAUACAUAUUUUUACGUGGCAUACAAGUGUUAAAGAUGGCUAUGGUAAAGAGUGGCUGGCUCCAUCGACAAAGUACCAUAUUGCGUCGGUGGAAAAGAAACUGGUUUGACUUAUGGGCUGAUGGACGGCUGGUGUUCUACAAUGAUCAACAACGGCGUGACUUGGAGGACGACAUCCACAUGAGGGUCAACUGCAUUAACAUCCGCAGCUCUGCCGCAUGUCAGGAUCUGAACCCACCGGAGGGGAAGAAGCGCGAUUCCCUGCUCCAGAUAGUGUGCAGAGAUGGACGGGUCAUCAGUCUGUGUGCAGACAGUGCAGACGAUGCUCUGGCAUGGACCAUGGCGCUCCAGGAUGCCAGAAUUAAUACGGUGGUCGCUACUCCUCAGAUUGGGUUUGCACAGGAAGUGACGGCGUCGGCUCCUCCACCUUACUCAGAAUAUGCUCCCCCACAGGUGUAUGCCCCAGGCCCCUAUGGAGACUAUGUUGCACCUCCUCCACAUGCCACACAGAUUGUAUACUCUGCUGAUGGGCAGCCCUAUGCUGUUGCUUAUCCUUACCAGUACCCAGGUGGGUACGCUGCUCCUGGAGUGAACCACGUCAUCAUCCGAGAGCGUCAGCGCGACGACGGAGGAGACGUGGCUCUGGGCAUGCUCGCUGGAGCAGCAACUGGUCUAGCACUCGGCUCUCUCUUCUCUGUCUUCUAGUUGGUGACUAGUGUACAUUCAUGAUUAGCACACACUUCCCCUGUAUUCACAGCCUGUCUUCUCCGUGCCAUCACAUGAGUUGAAUGAAAUGUGUCUGCUGGGCUACAUCUAUGAAGCAUGACUGUGAUGGGAUUUCUCUCUAUAUAUAUUAAUAUAUAUAUUAAUAUAUACACAUGCGAUAUACAUAUAUAUACACAUACACUGAUUCAUCGCAACAUUUAAACCACCUUCCUAAUAUUAUGUAGGUCUCCCCUGUCCCUCUAGGAGAAGUCUGACUCAUUGGACACAGGUCUUCUGAGGGUGUCCUGUGGCGUCUGGCUCAAGGAUGUUGGCAGUAGGAGUCUCUGGGUCUGUGGGUUAAGGGGAGGGGCCUCUGUGGAUUGGACUUUUUCCAGCACAUCAGUUUAGUAUCUAUGUACUUUCAAGGCCAGAUAAACGCCUUGGUUUAUUUUUACCGUUUUUGUAGCUGUGUGGUCUGGCAGUCUGCGUUGCCAUGCUAGAGAUGCUGCUCUCUGGGAGUGGAGUUGUUACUGAAUGGGCGUUCCUGGUCAGGAUCAAUAUUUAGGUGGUGGUACAUGUUUAAGUAACAUCCACAAGAAUGUCAGGUUCAACACUGUAAUGUUGGAUAUUGAUGAGAGUUAUUCACCUCACCCGUAAGUUGUGUUAAUGUGGCUGAUCAGUGUAUUACAUCGAUCAAUCGUAACAUUAUGACCACUUGCCUAAUAUUGUGGAGUUUCUCCCUUUUGGCAUUAAGACAGUAACCCAUCAAGGCCUCAGACAGCUGAAUGUUUGGUAUCUUGCACCGAGUCUUUAAGUCUUGUAAGCUAUGCGGUGGGGCCUCCAUGGAUCGGACUUGUUUGUCCAGUACACUCCAUGUAUGUUUGACUGGAUUAAGAUAUGAUGAACGUGGAGGCUAAGUUAAUACCCUGGACUCGUUGUUGUAUUCCUCAAACCGUUGAAAAGAUUCACUGCCACUAGAGAAUCUGUUACAACGAAACGAUGUAUCUGGUCUGCAGCAAUGCAUAGGUAGGUGCUCUAUGUUAAAAUCCACAUGACAGGCAGGACCCAACGUCUCCCAGCAGAACAUUGCAUUUUAAAGACACGGUCAAUGUUAUUUACUUCACCUCUCAGUGGUUUUAAUGUUUCGGACGAUCAGUGUAUAUAUACUAUAUAUAUAUAUAACAUGUUGCGAGUAAUUCAUUUCAAACUGUUAUACUAUUAGCACUUUCUUAAAAGCCAUGUGUUUCUGAUUCCCAGACCUUUUGUGUUGUUUUGACUGUGAACGUUCUUAACCGAAAUUACAACUACUUAACACUUUUAAGAGUUACUGAAAGAUGCUACUCCUUUUGUGUUCACUUCAGGUACUCUCAUUCAAAUUCUGUUUCACUGAGCACAGUAGUCCUUUACAUUUGCAAAAAAAUUAGACUUAAAACCAAGAAUAAUUGUUUUUUGUUGUUGUUUUCUUUUACAAGUUUUGUCUUAAUAUGUUAAUAUCGAUGUACUGUUUAGUUAUUUUACUCCGUCUGGGUUGGUUGUGAAUAUGCGGUGUCGGCUCCUCAGGUUCUUAAUGGUUGGGGCUUCCUGAGAUGUGUGUUGUACAGAAAAGUGUGCACAAACAAAGCAAUAAUCACCUUCGUUGUAGCAUUGUGUGGGGUCCAUUCAGUGAAAUCUGGUUUAAUGAUAUUGUCUUUAGGGUUAAAUAAGACUCUAUGGAGAAACACUGGCAUUUCAUUUAAAUGAAAAGGGACAUAACUCCUCUCCUCACGUGUUUGCAUGCAUUGUUUUGGGUCUGUAUUUUCAUUGGCAGCUUAAGAACAAAACAUUUCAAUUGAAGUGUGUUUAAACUUGUGUUUUUUAGUUCAAAUCUCUUUAGAUUUAAUAGCGUUUUAAUUGGUCUGGACAUAAUUUCUCUCAAAGUCAGUAUUUAAAUAUUUUAAUUAUGACUGUAUUCAAAAUCACAACUUCUGCUCAGUGUAAAACAUUUUGGUAUGCAUAUCCAAUAGAGCUACUCCUUAUAUUAAUCACACUAAAUAAAGAGAUGUAACCGAAUUUUAGCUUUGUGAGCGGUGUAACAUUGAUGUCAUUUUUGUCUUAAAUUUACCGUUGAUGUUAAAAUGAGACCUAUGCUAUUUCUCUUACCAAAUGUACUAAUUCCGUGAUGAUUAUAUACAUACAUACAUAACAAUGUAUUUUAACAUUUUAACAUUUUAAAUAUAUUCACUCAAUUAAUAAUAACUCUUGUUGUCGGGUGCUUUGUUUUUGAUAUUUUUUGUUUAUUUAACCCUGAGACUUGUUCACAGAACAUAUUGCGUAUGAUAAAUGAAAAGUGCAUUCAUGUAACGUCUGCAAACGCCAAAAGAAAACUUGAAUAUAUUUCAAACCCAAAGGCAACACAGUGUGUGCAUAUCUCUACAAACAACUCGGUAUGACUGAGUACUACAGCUGAGGGAGUUUACAGCUACAACUAAACCACGGCAAAUGUCCAAAGUAGUGACAAGAUGAAAAAAGUGCUUAGGUACUAUAAUUCGUUGGGAAGCGUAUCACACAUAUUGAAAAAAUUUCAAAGGCAUUCUUGUAAAGUCACUGUAUCUCAUUUAACUCAAGAGAACCAGAAGACCCCUCUUUUUUUUACACCAUUAGUGACAAGUUAUUGACAAAUAGUGUUUUAUGGUAAAUGAGCCCAUUUAUAAAGCCUUGAAGUGAGCCGUGUUAAGAACAGCUUAACCUGCCUUAACCACUGACCCCUUGUCUGUCUGCUGAUUGGUUGCUGCGCCACCAACCAGAGGACUCCUAUACAUAGUUACAGUAGUUAAUCUACUUCUGGUUAGACCUACUAAUUGAGUGGUAAAAGGUAUGUACUCUAAGUAGCCGUCAUGAGUGACAUUUAAUCAAAAGAAAAACUAUCAUCACUUUGAGAUGUGAAAUUAAAA